Molecule: messenger RNA, 1775 nt
Organism: Drosophila subobscura
Lineage: Eukaryota; Metazoa; Arthropoda; Insecta; Diptera; Drosophilidae
Product: vanin-like protein 1
Exons: 4
Coding region: 20-1696 (558 amino acids)
Molecular function (GO): hydrolase activity, acting on carbon-nitrogen (but not peptide) bonds, in linear amides
Source: RefSeq, a predicted model, not a curated record
UCAUCGGUGUGGCAGCAGCAUGGCAACGAACUCUGGGUGGAGGAGGAGCCUCUGGCUCGGUCUCUGGCUCUGCUUGACCCUCGGGCUGCUCCCUGGCCUGAGUCAUCAGGCGUCGAUCGCCGAGCGCGACUACUAUACGGCUGGAGUGGUGGAGUUCCGGCACACCGUACUCAGCACCUCCGCCUGGUCGGACAAUCUGGCGGGUUAUCUAGAGAUCCUACAGUCGACGAAUGCCAGCGAGACGGACAUCAUUGUGUUUCCAGAGUUGACGAUAAAUGGCAUGGGACCGCAAACAUUUGUGCCUGAGCCCAAGGAUCAGAUCGCACCCUGCCUGACCGAUCCCAAUGCCGUGUACUAUGCCGAGUUCCUGGUGGCCCUCUCCUGUGCCGCGCGCAAUGUCAGCAAGUACGUGGUGAUCAAUGUGGCGGAGAAGAAGCUAUGCACGGACACGCCCGAGGAUACACGGCCUUGUGCCGCGGAUGGCUUUAAUAUCCACAACACGAAUGUGGUCUUCGAUCGCCAGGGAGUGGUCGUCUCCCGCUACCGGAAGGUGCAUCUCUACGGAGAGAACAGGAACACCACUUACGAGCCAGAGUUGGAGACCUUCGAGACGGACUUUGGCGUUACCUUCGGGCAUUUUAUUUGCUUCGAUAUCCUGUUCUAUACCCCGGCCCAUCAACUGAUCCUCGAGCAUGGCAUCACGGACUUUGUCUACCCUACCAUGUGGUUCUCCCAGCUGCCAUUCCUCACAGGUGUGCAAACACAGCAGGCCUGGGCGUACGCAAACGAUGUGAAUAUGCUAGCUGCUGGCGCCAGUCGUCCUGCGGUGGGUAGCAGUGGCUCUGGCAUCUACCAUGGCCGUGAGGGCGCCCUCACCAGCGUAAUGGUGCAGGGCACCGGCGAGCGGAGUAUCCAUGUGGCACAGGUGCCCAAAUAUGCGGCGCGACAGCCCGUGCGUCAGCGGCGUCAGAGGCGAGCUGUGAGCAGUCCUAGAGAGGCGAUCAGCAGCUCUAACUUCUUCAUGAAGCGGGACUACCUGGAGAACUAUCAGACGCAGCUGCUGACGAUUUUGGGCAACCAAACGGGCAGCCUCACGUCGAACAUCUGCUAUGGAAAGUUUUGCUGCCACUUUGACAUGGAGUGGAGCCCCUUGGAGGGUGGAGGCGGUGUCGGAGCAGCCAACUACCGGCUGGCGGUGUACGAUGGCUGGCGCAAUGAGCAGACGGUGGACGCCAAUUACAUACGCAACUGUGGCCUCUUUGCGUGCUCCGGUCCCACCCUUGAGGAGUGCGGCGGUCUGCCAUCCGCGGAGAAGCUCGAGGAGCAAGGGCCGCGUGCAGCCUUCAACCGCUUGGAGAUCGGCGUCACCUAUCCGGAGUCGAGUGAGUUUCUGCUAAUGCCAAGCUCCGUGCUGGAUAACCUGCUGCCGCUGAAGCCAUCGCAGUUUGAGUGGUCGCAGGAGAAGCCCUCAGAGGAGAGCUACCAGCAUGAGGUUCGCUUUGCACUGCGCGACCCCGUUGAGAUCAGCAGCGUGCUGACCUUUGCCAUCUACGGCAACUACUACGAUGAGAAGUGCACCUUUGGCGUUGGCUCCGAGGAGCAGCAAGUGGCCUGCGGCUACAGGAACGGAUCGUCGCGGCUCGUUCUCUUUGGCGCUGGUCUGCUACUGCCAUUGCUACUCCUUCUGCGGGGUUAAUCAUACCAAGGGAUAUCCUUCUAUUUGUUGGUUUUUUUUUGUACAUAGUUUCUUAUAAGGAUCUGAGAAAUCGGAUGGA